AUGCUGCGAAAGAGCCAAAACUCCUGCGGAAAUCGUUCCAUUCAGCCGGUGCCAAGCCGGCACUUCCGGCAAGAACCAGAUACUAGCUGGCCCCUUGUGUCCUCAAACCACCCAGCCCUGUCUGUGGCACAGACCCCCCCUCACCCACCGACCGGGCCGCGGGGAACUGGGGGGCGCCGAGGCACCAGGUGUGUGAAGCCGUCGGGUGACGCAGCACCGGGGACCGGCCGCCUCCGCCAGAAGGGCGGCUCCCCAGCCCGUUUCCGAACGCCUGAGCCUCCCUACCCCUCGACGUCCAGGCUCAGGCCGGCCGCGGCCGAGGCCUCCUCCCUGACCCUCCCCACCCCACCGACAGGUCCCACAGCCCCCGCCCAGCCCGCCCGCCGGCACCGGGGGCGGGGGCUGGGGUCGGGCGGCCGGAGGCGCAGGGCACCGGCGCGGCCCCAGGAGUGUCGCGAGCGGGGGCAAGCGUCACUCACCGCAGCCGGACACCAGCACCAAGAAGCCGGGCUGCCUGUGCAGGACCAGCGAGGGGACGGGCGCGACAGCUGCGGCGCCAGCACUUCCUGCCUCAGGAGGCGGACCGGAAGUCUCACCGGAAGGCGCGGCGGACCCAACUCCGGGAGCGGGGGUGCGCCGCCGUUCUCGCUCCCGUCGCGGCCGACUUCGCCUUGUCAGCCCCGGCGCGGGGCUGGAGCCGACCAUCGCAGCCUGGGUUUUCGCUGUGCCUCGCGGGCCGUGAGGUCCGGAGCGGGCAUGGCGCGGCCGGGGCCCCGCGGCCCGCCCUCCUCCCCCGCCGUAGGCAGCGGGUUCCGCGGCCCUUCCAUAUUCCCGGGCCGGCGCGAGCCCUAG
Messenger RNA from Rangifer tarandus platyrhynchus (Svalbard reindeer), 852 nucleotides. Lineage: Eukaryota; Metazoa; Chordata; Mammalia; Artiodactyla; Cervidae. The record is from the annotation of a GenBank genome assembly.